This is a messenger RNA of Theileria parva strain Muguga, 2216 nucleotides long. It is a transcript of the gene Pka-C3, whose product is annotated as cAMP-dependent protein kinase catalytic subunit beta domain protein. The transcript has a single exon. Gene Ontology annotation, cellular component: cAMP-dependent protein kinase complex. The record is from RefSeq and is a predicted model, not a curated record. The coding region runs from base 681 to 2216 and encodes 511 amino acids. Gene Ontology annotation, biological process: peptidyl-serine phosphorylation; signal transduction. NCBI's taxonomy places the organism in Eukaryota, Apicomplexa, Aconoidasida, Piroplasmida, Theileriidae. Gene Ontology annotation, molecular function: ATP binding; cAMP-dependent protein kinase activity.
GAUCAAUAUCCAUAUAUAUGUACAUAAUAUUUGUCGAUUUAAACAUAAAUAAUUUGUGUUAUUUCCGAAAGAUCCCUUUCGGUUUCUUUUCAAAUAAUAUCGAGUAUAUUUUUUGCUGAGGAAUCCUACUGGGUUUGCAAUUAAUUCAGUUAUGAUCUUUGUUCACUGUUUUUAAACAACUGUACCAUAAAUAUAAUGAUAAAUUUACCCGUAAAAUGCCCUCAAAUCCCUAGAUCAGCCGUUUCCUUACGAUCUAGGAUACACAUGAAAAUAGUAAUUUCUCUGCUGUUGUAUUUAUCUGCCUAAAUCGUCCCUGUAAAAUAUAAUUUAAACAUUGUGCAACUGCUCGUUUAUGUAGAUAUAAAGAUAUAUCCAUAAAUCCAAAUUUUUUGUUUCUUAUAUGUGUAACAUAAACCCAUUAUCCAUAAACACAUGUUCCUGAACUAGGUUGUAUUGUACUCUAAAUGUAACAUAACCGCAACAAAUUUGAACUCAGCCCACCCGGAAACUGUAAAAUAGUUCAAACAAGUAAUAUAGAGAGUUUGAAACAAAACUUAACGGAUGUUGUUUAACAGGUUGAAAUAGCUAAACCUGCAAGUGUAUCAUAUUAUAAACAAAUGACGUGUGUAUUAUAAAAUAGUCGACUUCCCCAUUGAUGGUUUUGUGUAAAAAAUGAUCCAAUGGCUUUCUGUGGAUCCUCGCCAAAUGUUCCAACCUAUCGUAUUAAAUUUAUACACUUCAUCAAACGUAGCGGGAAAUUCAUAAAGCUGAUAAUAUUAUUUCCAUUCAAGAGGAAAAUGUAUAGUUGUAAUGACGUAAGGACAAGUAGCAGCUGUAAAACAGGUUUUAAAACAAAACCCAGCAUGAAUACUCUGGUAACUGAAGGUCAUUGCAAUAGUAGUUAUAACAAUAUUUGUUGCAAAAGUAGCGUAGGUAGUAGCAGUAAAUCUAUCACCAAAUGCAACGUUAAGGUUUUGAAAAGAUGCCUAAACUACCGCCGUAGUAACACAGCGGAUUCUUUAUGUUGUAAUCGAGUUAGUGAUUUUGAAGCUUGUUCUAGAGAGUUGAACCUAGACCAAUCCUAUAGACAAUAUCCCUCCUUUAAAGAAAAACAAACCCUGUUUAAGAAUUGCAAAAGAGAUGACUUUGAAAUUGGAAAGACUAUCGGCACAGGCUCUUACGCAACAGUCUGUAUAGCCAAGUUCACUCCGAAUAAUCGCUAUUUUGAUCUCACCAGAUAUCUGUAUCCUGACAUCAGGGAAAACGUGAACACCAGUUUCGCAAGGUAUACAUCACAGGAUUCUGAACAAGGAUACUAUAACCAAAUACAUGAUAUAGAAAAACCAAUGGAACCUAACGAAAAGAUAGUUUCAUUGAAAAUACUGAGUAAAAAUAAAAUUAUUGAGAAGAGGCAGCUGGAGCACGUGAAAAACGAAAAGAAUAUCCUGAGCACUCUAAAGCACCCAUUCAUAGUAGGAUACCUGGGAAGCUUUCAGGACACUCUAAAUUUAUAUUUCAUACUGGAGUUCGUCCCGGGAGGGGAACUUUUUACAUACCUAAGAAGGAUGCAUACGUUUCCGCCAGAAUACACUCGCUUCUAUGCAUCUCAAGUACUCCUUGCACUUGACUACUUGCAUAUGAACAAGCUGGUAUACAGAGAUUUGAAGCCAGAGAACAUCCUUCUUGAUAUUAUGGGUUACAUUAGGCUGGUUGACUUCGGGUUUGCAAAGAGACUGGAGUCUGGUAAAACAUAUACAGUGUGUGGGACAUGCGAUUACCUGGCUCCUGAAAUUUUUCUAAAGAAAGGCCAUGAUUUUAGAGCUGACUUCUACUCAUUUGGGGUAUUUCUGUACGAACUGCUGACUGGAGUCCCUCCCUUCUACUCAAAUUCACCUCAAAAAACGUAUAAACUUGCGCUGAAUAAUGAAGUGGCCUUUGGCAGAAAGGUGAAUAACGUGAGUCGAGACAUCAUAAAGAAUUUGCUUCGAGUGGAUCCCUCUAAAAGACUUGGAAAUAACGUUAAGGAAGUUUAUUUCCACCCUUUUUUUGACGGAAUUGAUUUCAACAUGCUGUUGGCAAAGCAGAUAAAGGCCCCAAUCGUACCCAGCGUCAGCAGCCACGACGACGUGAGUAAUUUUAUAAAGUAUCCCGAGUCUUGGGACCAGUACAAAAGUGAAAUAACAAAGGAGCAGCAGCAACUUUUCCAGUUUUUUUAA